GUUAAAAGUUUACAACAUUGUAUUUUGAAAGAAAAUGCAGCUAAAACUAUAUACAAUAACUCUAACUGACUAUCUAUGAAUCCUCUAAUGAUACUGAUUAUAGGUAGUCGAGAUAUGAUCUCAAUUAUCCCUUAUCAAUACAUAUAAAAAAUAAUACAAGAACUACAAUUGAUUUGAGUCCUCAAAAUAAGAGAACUCAUCACUUGCUAGCUCGAUGUUAUGAUAUGUCUGACUAUGAUCCCGAUAGUAAGUAUCUGAAUCUACAUCACAUGAAAAAUAUAUGCAGAAGAGGUAUUUGAUCAGUACUUUUUAAUGUACUGAGUAUAUAAGAUAUGCAUUCAUCAUAAAAAAUACUUAAAACAUGUAUUAAAACUGAGAACAUGAACCAUUUAUUAAAAUAGGAAUUGAUAAAAAUUAUAUAUGUACGUAAAAUUUGUGAGGCAUAGUGCAAUCUCUAAAUCACAAUCUAAAACAUUUGUAAAAAUUAAAAAGUUGUAGAAGCGUAAAUAUUUAAUAUGAUUUAAUAUUGGUGCUGAACUUACUGUAAAACUGUACCGAAUGCCAACUAAUUCAAAAGGAGCUAAACUAAAGUAUAAUGACCCUAUAUGAAAUACGCAAAUACUAGUAUGCAAUGAUAAUUUGGAAUGUCAUAGUUUAUAAGAAAGAAAAAUUAAACUAAGGUUCAUGUACAAAAACCAAGUCUGAAACUAUGGGAGAUUUCUAUAACCGACAUGGACCAUGUGAGAAAAAUAGAAUCCAACCUGUAACUCAAGUUAGAAAGGUGUUCUAUACCUUACUAAGGAUAUGAACCAUGAUUAGCCUAAAUUCACUCAUGAACCCAUUUAGGGCAAGGGAGACACUCUCAACUCUUGAAUAUCCCUUUAACCUAGGGUGGCAUGUUGUUUGAGACUUGGGUUUGUUGAAUCUACCUCCUCUCUAUGCUAAGUACUGCUCUCAACUGAAAGUAAAUUGAUAUACUAAAAUGCUCGAUAAGACUGUUAUUCUGAAACUAAAAAAUAAGUGCUUUGUCUAAGAGCAUUCUAAAUCAUAAAAAUUGAAGGACUGGGUGUUUGACUAAAACACAUGAUAUUCUAAGUCAUCGGAUGUUCAUAACUCGUCAUCUCUGAAGAAUAAUUUCAUAACACAAGUCCAAAAUCAUGAAUUUAUCAACAUACUAGGGGUUCAUGAUUCUAUAUAUGUAAAGAUACUAAAAUUCAUGGAAAAACAAGGUAUGUCAACUAAUAUAGAAUGAAAUUCACAAAAUCAUGAUAAAUAAUGCUUAACAUAGUCUUGAAAACUAAAACAUCAUACAUAAUUUGAUCUUAUACAUUAGAUUUGAAAUAAUAUCAUCUAAAUCAUGCAUGGACAUGAGAAUAUUAUGAAUUCUAUAAUAUAGUCAUAAGAAAUCAUAAAUAAUUAUGAAAACAAGCUCAUGAAUGAAAAAAUAUAUCAUGGAUAACUGAAUAUAAACUUAGUAUCCUAAUUGGGUAAAAACCCUAGCUCAUGAGAAUCAUAGAAUUCAUGAAUGAAAACUAUAAUUUGGGUAUGAGUAUGAAAGGAAAUCCUCAUUGAAUACCCAUAUACUUGAUUACUUAUGAUCCUUGAACUUAAAUUUGGAGGACUUGUACUUGAAGAUUAAGAGCCCUAAUUUCUUACUUUGGAGAAGAUGAAGUCGUUUGUUUACUCUAUCUUUGCUAAGUUUUGAUCUAAUAUUUGAGGGAUUGAAGGAUUUGUGAUGAUUAAAUAAACUUAUACUUUAUGUAACAGGUGAAACGACGUAGUUUUGAAGUUAAAAGAUUUGAAAAAGACCAAACAGCCUCUUUAAAAUCAUCUGAAAAACUUCUCGAAUCAAUGCCGACAACCCUCAUGAUGACUCAUCGUGUUUGGGGAUGAGUUGUCGUCUGGGACUCAAUUUUGGCUUCCCACUGUCUUGACCACAAGUCACCUGACGAUUCAUUGGGUCUUCUGGCGACUUGUCGUCACUAAUAGGUUUGGCAGGAUUUUAGUAAAAUAAUCAUUACUUUUUACUUCAUUAUGGAUUAAAGCAAAACUGGAUGCAUUAGAAAGGUAAUUCAAAUAUCUUCAUUUGAUGGGUCUUGAGCUCAAAAAUACUUCGGAAUCUAGGAGUUAUGCUCGUUUGAAGCUGACUAUAGGAAGAUUCUUCACAAGAAAUCAAUUGGUACGGAAGGUUUCAACUUGGCUAUGAGCUAAGAGUUACUUGCAACCUUAAUUCAUGUCUAAAUCACUUCCCAUAAUAUCAAAUCACUAAUUUUGAUUCUACAUAUGCUUGAAGGAUGGUUCUACUCUUAGUUUGAAUUUUCGGGGUGUACAUGCAGGGACUACCUGUAUUGGGUGAAAAUUUGGAUAGAUGAGUCUAUAAAUUAGGAAGGACACAUGGAGGGAAUGACAUGUUGGAUCUUACUCAGAUGCAAUAUGGCUCUUAUGUAGACUCAGUGGCGAUCAGAGAAAGUAGUCCUAUUCUCAAGUAUCCAUAACUCUUGGCACUUGAGUUCAGUGUUGGGUGCACCGGCUUUCCUUACUCCGGAGCGAUGAAAUGUGGUGUUUGAACGCACUAGGUCAACCAAUUGUCGAUGGAAGAUUCACAAUUCAUUUGCCCAGUUGUUGCACAACGGCCACAGAGGUGAGUCAAUAGGAGUUGUCCCGGGGGCCAAAUCCCACAAAAGUUACUCUCUAGGGUUUAGUUAUCUCUAAUCAUGCAUUGUAAUCCAUCUGCAGUUUAUUCAUUCAAUUAGCAAUAUAUCGUUAUUCUCAAGUUUUUGAGCUCUAUCAUUCAAUAUCGCAUUUCUUAUCAAUAACUUCAAGCUUGCUUAUUGGCAUUAUCAGUUUGUGGCACUGGAUCUCAGGUUGUUUAUUAACCUUGCUUACAUUAACUAAGAGCAAGUUAUACAAUUUAUAUUAUACAUUAUUGAUCAUUUUAAUUUGCGUCUCCUUGUGCUACGUCUACAAUUCAACUAUACGUACUUUCAUGUUGGGAUUAAAAAGAUCAACAUGACUUAAAUGUAAUCAACUCUGUACUUUCACGGUUCUCCAAAUGUUAUAGACAAUAAUGAGUGCAGAGAAUGGAUUUGCAUUCCUAUUUUUUUAACAAAAAUAAUAGAAUGAAGAAGACAACGUUGGGCGAUUGUGGUGGGGUUCUGCUCUAUGAGAUGGGGAAAAGGUUUUAGUUUAAAAAAAAAAAAAGAAUUGUUAUAUUUCUAUCCUUUUUUCUUUUCAAAAGUAUACGCGACAGUUUUCAGAAAAUUAUGUGACCAUUUUAUUUGUUUGUUUGACAUGUUAUAAUAAGUGGACUACACGUGAAUGGCUUCACAGGCACAAGUUUCGUUUCAUAGGAUGUAUGGGAGAAAUUAAUGCAUGUAUUAGUCAAUUAUAUUCUUUUAUUCUUUAUUUAAUAUGAUUUUUAUUUUAUGUAUAAUUAACUUUUGUCAAUUAUAUUAUUUAAUUUUUUAUUUAAUAGGAUGUUGACUUAUGUAUUAGUUAUGCAUCCUAUUCAGUAACAGAGUUUGUAUAAUUAAAGUAUAGUUAUUCAUGAUAUUAAAAAUAUAAUGGCUAUUAAUAAAUAAAUAAGCAUGGAUAAACACAAAAAUGUUCUUACUGCACCAAACUAAACAAUAGUUAGGAAAUAAUCUCAGUAUUACUAGUACUGUAUAACAAGCCUUAGAUGUUGAUUCCUAAUUGGCAUACUUAAGAUAUUUGUGUGAUAUAUUGAUGAGAAUUUUACUAUUUGCACCUAAUUUAUGAAAAACAUAUUCGAAUACUCGACAAAUUCAAAAAAGUUGGUCGUUCCCAGAAUACCCUAUAAUAGAACUACUUUCAGCCGGACUUUACUUGAUAUUAAAUCUGUAUAAACCAGUUUCGGACAUUGCAUGCCCAAUCAUAGUGAGAAUUAGGCAAAACAUAAUGAAUGAGAGGUUGCAACAAGAAUAUAUCCGAACUUAAUGUGUUGUCAGAUAUAAACGGCGAUUCUUAGGCUUCUCUACCGCUUCCUCUUACCACAUUAUUUUGUAGCGGUUCUCCUUUCUUUCUGUUUUCCUCCCAAAACGUUCUACAUCCAAUUCCACCCAACAUAUAUAGACAAUCAAUUUUCGUGGCCUUUUUAGCGUUCACAUGCCUUUUUAUUAAAAACAAUAAUACAAAUUAAAAUUUAAAAAAAAAAAAAAAAAAAAACAAAGAAAAUGCUAUUACCGGUAAUAUCAAUUUUCGAUAGGGAAAAUAAAAACAACAGGCCUCUUGCAGGACAGAUCAUUGCAAAUGCUUUUGGAAGUCUCCGUUCCUAACGAUCGGCAUCGUGCUAGACUGUAGAUUGGAAAUGCUCUCAGCUAUAUCAGAUAUGAAUGAAUGUCAGAUUUUGUUUUAAUGACCAUCAAGGAAAAAUCUGUGCGCCUAUUGGUUUUUAAAUUUGUAUAAGGACAUUAUCUUCCAGCCUUCUGAUGAGCACCAUGUCAUUAGAAGAUACAUUUCAGCCCAGCAAAGUUAGUGACUGCACAGAUACUAGCUCCAGUAGUACUACACCCCUGAAGCCACAUACUGGUGGUGAUGUUCGAUGGGAUGCGGUUAAUUCAGCUUCUGGUAGAGGCGGACCUCCCCUUGGUCUAAGCAAUUUUCGGUUGUUGAAGCGUCUUGGAUAUGGGGAUAUUGGAAGUGUGUACCUUGUGGAACUCAGGGGAACAAAUACCUACUUUGCAAUGAAAGUGAUGGAUAAAGGAUCUCUUGCAAGUAGAAAUAAACUGCUGAGAGCACAAACGGAGAGGGAGAUUCUUGGUCUACUUGACCACCCAUUCUUGCCCACCUUAUAUUCUCACUUUGAAACUGAUAAGUUCUAUUGCUUAGUCAUGGAGUUCUGCAGUGGAGGUAACCUGCAUACCCUCCGCCAAAAGCAGCCCAAUAAGCAUUUUACUGAGGAGGCGUCUAGAUUUUAUGCAUCCGAGGUGUUGCUGGCACUUGAGUAUCUGCACAUGCUAGGAAUUGUUUACAGGGAUCUUAAGCCAGAAAAUGUACUAGUGAGAGAUGAGGGUCAUAUAAUGCUGUCUGAUUUCGACCUAUCCCUCCGCUGCUCUGUCAAUCCAACACUCGUCAAGUCUUCAUCUGUACAUGGAGGAGGCGGGAAUCUCAGCAGUGGAACCGGCAUUUUAGACAAUGACAAUGCAGUCCAAGGUUGUAUUCAGCCCUCGACUUUUUUCCCUCGUAAUAUUCUCCCUACCAAAAAGAAUCGCAAGUCUAAAUCAGAUUUUGGGCUAUUUGUGGGAGGAUCACUCCCUGAGCUUAUGGCAGAGCCCACUAAUGUGCGCUCCAUGUCAUUUGUUGGCACCCAUGAGUACUUGGCCCCUGAGAUAAUUCGUGGAGAGGGCCAUGGUAGUGCAGUGGAUUGGUGGACUUUUGGCAUAUUCUUAUAUGAACUUCUGCACGGGACAACACCUUUUAAAGGUUCUGGCAAUCGUGCCACACUCUUCAAUGUUGUCGGACAGCCUUUGAGAUUCCCAGAAACUCCGCAAGUGAGUGCUAUUGCACGUGAUCUUAUAAGGGGGCUCCUCGUGAAGGAGCCACACAAGAGAAUUGCAUAUAAGAGGGGUGCUACUGAGAUAAAGCAGCACCCUUUUUUCGAGGGUGUCAAUUGGGCUUUGGUGAGAAGUGCUGCUCCUCCCUCUAUACCUGAACCUGUUGACUUUGCUCAGUAUGCCAGUAAAGAAGCAUCAGCUCAUUGUUCAGAUAAGAAAAUGCCAGAUACUGAAAGUCAAGAUAAAAGCAAAAACACUUCUACUGAUUCUUCAUAUAUUGACUUUGAGUACUUCUAGGAUCGGAUUUCGAUCUACAGAAUUCGUAUCAACGUUGAUCAGAAAAUAAAUACGUUAUAACACAAAGGAUUUUCGCUUAUCGUGGCCAUUCAAGUGUUGUUAAUGCUAAUUUAGUACGAAAUGUUCGAUCGAAUGGCCAAAUGUGGGUUAAGGUUACGUUGGUAAGAUUAACUUCUAACCAACUCUGUAUCAUCAUGCAUAUGCAGUGUGUUUAUUGUGCAGAACUGCAUAGCAUUGUAACUUCUGAGUGCUCCGAGAAGAAAGGAACUUGCAGCACUUUCAGACGAGCAUUUUGAUUUCCUGACGCAAGUUUUAGUGGUAGCUGCCGCUGAUGAAUUGUGAAUAUAAUUCUGUGAUACUCAUUCUUUUAAUUUCAUAUGAGAAUGUAUUGCUUGACACGAACUUUUGAGAUAUUAAUUUGACUUAUUUAUUGAUUGUUUUAGUAA
This is a messenger RNA of Capsicum annuum, 6256 nucleotides long. Its product is annotated as serine/threonine-protein kinase AGC1-7. Gene Ontology annotation, cellular component: nucleus; cytoplasm; plasma membrane. The coding region runs from base 4449 to 5810 and encodes 453 amino acids. Gene Ontology annotation, biological process: protein phosphorylation. The record is from RefSeq and is a predicted model, not a curated record. NCBI's taxonomy places the organism in Eukaryota, Viridiplantae, Streptophyta, Magnoliopsida, Solanales, Solanaceae. Gene Ontology annotation, molecular function: ATP binding; protein serine/threonine kinase activity. The transcript has 3 exons.